Messenger RNA from Penicillium manginii, 1830 nucleotides. Its product is annotated as trichothecene efflux pump. Gene Ontology annotation, cellular component: membrane. Gene Ontology annotation, biological process: transmembrane transport. The transcript is spliced from 4 exons. Bases 1 to 1830 code for a protein of 609 amino acids. The record is from RefSeq and is a predicted model, not a curated record. NCBI's taxonomy places the organism in Eukaryota, Fungi, Ascomycota, Eurotiomycetes, Eurotiales, Aspergillaceae. Gene Ontology annotation, molecular function: transmembrane transporter activity.
AUGAAGCCCACUCCUCUCAACAAAGAACCCAUUUUCUUUCGUGAAGAACAGAGUGAGCAAAUCGAACGCUCAAGCAACCAUCUUGAACAUACUGAUGUACCUAUCGAGCUGGACAGUCAGCAUGUUGCAAUCCAGAAUGAAACUUUUGCUAUCAACGAGGAGGCAUUGGGUACUAACCUACCCAAGAAUUAUUAUCGAUCUUUCGGCUUCAUUGGGACUAUCAUCGCAUUGUGUCUAGGCAAUAUCAGCAAUUAUCUGGGAUACGUCCUACCUGCCAAUCUCCUCACAUACAUCGACGAAGACAUCGGACCCUCGCCCAAUAUUACCUGGGUCUCAAUUUCGUAUACACUAGGCCUCAGUGUCGGGUUCCUGAUCGUUGGACGAUUCUCAGAUAUCUUCGGUCGGCGCUGGUUUUUCAUCGUUGGCAAUGGAUUUGGCCUGUUGGGCUCCAUCGUCGGUGCAACUGCCAAAAAUGUCAAUACGUUGAUUGGCGCCGAUGUACUAAUGGGCCUCGCCGGCGCGGUACAAAUCUCAUUCACAGUAGCUGUCAGUGAGCUGGUACCCAACAAAGUUCGACCUCUGGCAGUCUCAGCCAUUUUCUUCUCAAGCUUUGAGAUUGCUUGCUUUGGCCCUGUGAUUGGAAUAUCACUGGAAAACGGGACUAAGCUUACGUGGAGAUGGGCCUACUAUCUCAACAUCAUCAUCUCGGGGCUCGCCGUUUUGUGCUUCUAUUUAUUCUACCACCCACCUGACUUCAAUCUGCUACAUAUGGAUCGUUCCAAAUGGGAGCAGUGUAAGAGGCAGGAUGGUGUUGGGUUUGUUCUCUUCACUGGCGGCCUUCUACUCUUCAUCAUGGGCAUGAGCUGGGGUGGUACUGUGCAUCCUUGGAACUCGGUAUAUGUUAUUGCGACUAUUGUGGUCGGAUUCUGCUUGCUGGCCGCAUUUGUCGCCUACGACGCCUACGUACACCAGGGGGAUGCUCUGCUGCCCGCUCGUCUAUUUCGCCAACCGGGCUACCUCGCAAUGAUAAUCACGGCCACAGUUGGUAGUUGUGUAUACUAUUCGAUGAACGUCCUUUGGCCAAAACAGAUAUCGUAUCUUUUCAAGGGUUCCACUCUGCACGAUGGCUGGCUUGCUUGUAUUGUUGGCUCGUCAUGUCUCCUUGGACAAGUUGUUGGUGGAGUGCUCUGCCGUUAUAUCAAGCAAUCCCGAUGGAUUUUAAUGACAGGAUGCGCUUCCCUUCUUGCAUUUUCUGCAGCUAUGGUAUCCAUCAAACCUGGGGAGCAGGCAAAGGGAAUCGGACUCAUGUUCUCAGGUUGCUUCUCGGUCGGCAUUAUCGAGACUUGUUCCCUUUCUCUUGCGCCACUAACACUUCCGACUGAAGACAUUGGCGCCGCUGUUGGAGCAUUAGGAAGCAUUCGCUCUGGAGGUGCUAGUGUUGCAACUGCAAUCUAUGUCACCAUCUUGAACAAUAAGUUGGCUACUCUUCUGUCCCCUGCCAUGGUCAAAGCUGCUGAGAGCGCCGGGCUACCAGAGUCAAGUGUGUCCGCGUUGGAGGCAGCCAUAUCAUCCGGUGAUUACAGCAAUGUUCCUGGAAUAAACUCCAAGAUAAGUACUGCGAUCAAUACCGCGAAAGCAGCUGCCGCGGCGAAUGCUUUCAAGUUCGUUUGGUAUGCAGUUAUUGCCUUUGCUUCGGUGGCACUACUCGCGAGCUAUACCACAAUUGAUUAUGGCGAAUAUCUUAACAAUGAUGUGGCUCGAAAAAUCCGCCAGUCUAAAGGAAACGAGGAAGGAAGCGAAAAAGAGAUAAAACCGUCGUCGGACGUGUAG